UAUGGGCUAUAAAGUAAACUUUAAAAUGUCCGGGUUUUAGAUUUAAAUCGACCCAACUAUUUUUAAAUCCCCAUUGUUUGUAAAAAGGUAAUGUGUUCACUCAUGCCAAUAAAAUAAUUAUUACAUGUAGUUAUUCAUGGCGAAACACGUUUGUGGAUAUUGUUUGUAAAUUUCUGGACAGUAUAGAAAAUUUAUAAGAUAUGAUGAGGAAAGCUUCCGUGACUAGAAUACUGAAGAGACUAAAGAUUUUCAUUGGAAUACUCAUCUGUAUAGCUAUAACUCUACUUCUGUUGAUUAUAUCAUCGAUUCUAAGAUUCAACUGGAAGGUGAGAAUGUCAGAGGCACCAAAACAAUUGAGUGUGCAUCCACUAUCAGAGACAACUGUUAAUGGUAUACCUCUAAUCAUACACCAAACGUGGAAAUCUAAAAAUGUUCCAGACAAAUGGAAAGACGCUCAAGACUCUUGGACAAAUCAAUCGGUGAUAUAUCCAUUAAAACGAAAAUACAACGAGUUCGUUUACAUGUUAUGGACCGAUAAAAUGUUAGACACUUUCAUAAAGGAGAAGUAUCCAUGGUUUUACAAUGCGUUCCAUAGUUAUCAUUUUCCUAUCUCACGGACGGAUGCGGGAAGAUAUUUUUUAUUAUACCAUUAUGGUGGAGUUUAUUCCGAUUUGGAUAUAGGUUGUAAUAAUCAAUCGAUAAGAAAGAUAUUGUCAAGUAUAGAAGGUCAUGAAGGGGUCGGGGUCAUGGAAGUUAGACCAUACGGAUUUUCUUUAGAAGUGCUAAUUUCUGCGAAAGGUCAUCCAUUUAUGAAAUCAGUGAUAUCGGGUUUGAUACCAGCUCAAGCAAGACAUCCAAUCCCAUACCUAACAGUGUUGCUAUCUGCAGGUCCAUUAUAUUUCACCGCAAAAUAUGGAUUAUAUAAAAAUAAGCACGAAAUACAUAUUGUGAGUCCUGCGUUGUAUGAAGGGAAAUAUUUUAAACAUUAUCACGGUGGCAGUUGGCAUAGCUGGGAUGGAGAAUUAAUUUGGUGGUUUUAUAACCACGGACCAUUAUUUUUAAAAUUGAUAAUAUUAGCAGUAAUAAUGUUUGUACUGGUGACGUUAAAAAAUAAUAACACUUCUGUUGGAAAACGAAGAAAUAGUCAUAUAUCAUAAUUACACCGAUAUAAACAA
Molecule: messenger RNA, 1175 nt
Organism: Mytilus trossulus (common blue mussel)
Lineage: Eukaryota; Metazoa; Mollusca; Bivalvia; Mytilida; Mytilidae
Exons: 2
Coding region: 201-1157 (318 amino acids)
Biological process (GO): mannosyl-inositol phosphorylceramide biosynthetic process
Molecular function (GO): mannosyltransferase activity
Source: RefSeq, a predicted model, not a curated record